Osmia lignaria (orchard mason bee) is the source of this 2079-nucleotide messenger RNA. RefSeq lists its product as uncharacterized. The record is from RefSeq and is a predicted model, not a curated record. NCBI's taxonomy places the organism in Eukaryota, Metazoa, Arthropoda, Insecta, Hymenoptera, Megachilidae.
UGCUCCCCAGUUCCGAGCGAGCCUCUGCACGAUCGUGACCGAAGAAUUUGUGUCCGUGAAGUUCUAGAUCCAUAUUCACUCACAGUGUUUGAAGAAGGUUUUUCUUACUUUGAGGAAUUACCAGCUCUCAGACUGAAUGCAACUUUUGCUCAAUUAACUACACUGGUAUAAGGGCAUCUUAAAGUAAUUAACCGCUGAAACAAUGGCAAGGCAACAGACAGCCGACAGGAAUAUUCCCCAUUUGCGAGAUAUUUUUGGAUUUGGCAGUAAAUGGGAAAACACACGGAUUCCAGCCGAGGAAAAGGCAGCUGGACACGACAGUGCCGUAUCUGUAGGCUCAACUUCUGGCGAGGAAGAAAGUCCUAAGAACAGCAAAAAGAAAAAGUCCCGUCGUCGCGACAACAGUAAAACUUUGACGGAGAGUGACGUGAAACACUUGGAAAGACAUCUUUCUAUGAAGAAGACAAUACGUAAGAAGAUCAUGCGCGACUUGCAGCAGGCGUUCGUCGAGGAUCCAAAUGAGUUUCGAGUGGACGACAUUCCUCCGGAACAGCUCAAGGCAGAGAUCAAUAUUCAGAGCCUGAGCUUUGGGACACCCUCACAAAAACAGGGACGCACGCGUGGCAAUGCUGAGAACACAUUCUUGGAUAUGCUACGUGCCGGAGGACUUGAAAAGAAUUCAACAGACGGUGACAGAGAUUCUGGACACGGUGGUUCCCCGACGAGGGAGACUUCCAACGUCCAGGAUACCGACGACGAAUCCAGCUAUCCCUACGAUACACCGGUUGCAACACCGUCGAAGAAGAGCGGCAACUUCUGGAGACGUUUCACCAUGAAGAGCCGUAACAAGCGGUAAACCAUUGGGUCGAUUUCCUCGGCGACUCUUCAUCUACCCGAUACACUUAUUUCCAUUUCUGUAAUUGUACCAACUUAGUUAUUCGAGCAGAGCUUGCAACUGUGAUAUAUAUGUGAAAGAAAAAAAAAAAAAAGAAAAACCGUACUGUACCGUGUGAAGAGCAGACAUCCUAACUUUGUUUUUUGAUACCGAUUUUAAGAAGUUUCCAGACUCAAUUGCAGGAACAAAUGGACCAAUAAUAUAACGCUACAAGCUUUUAUACAAAAUAAGAAUGUUCAAGUAAUGAAAUAAAAAUACAAUCACCGCACAUAUCAUGACAAUACUUUUAGAAUCUUUUUUUUAAGAAAACAUUUCACAGGAAGAUCUCUGUAAAUAAAUGUUUUAUAACACUGCAAACGAUAAGGAAACUUCUUGGAGGUUUUUAUAGUCCCGCAAUGUUAUAAGAAAACCUUUUGUGUGUGUACUUAAAUAAUUAAGGAACGCAGCGAACACGUGAGAAACGCAUAGUGUAUAAGAGUAGUUAGUUUGAAUUCUUUUUCUAGCUUUUAAGAUAAGGACGAGGCAAACCAGGUGAAUUACGGUAAUUAAACGAGAUAAUAAGUAUGCACAGCUCUUUCAUCAUACCUGUACAUUGUUAGUGUUAGCUAGUCAACCGAGCAGAUUUUAAAAGAGGAUCGAUCAGACGUUGGUUCUGAAUUUGAUACUGCUAUUUCUCUGUAAAUUAUUUGAUACAUUGCGCAUUUUAUGGCACUUUAAAUAUUUAGGACCAUAUAUUUUGUAUAAAAGUUGCAUUGCCAAAAAGAAGAAAAAGAGAGAAAAAAAAGAUGCAUACAACUAUUUUCUUGGUACUCUUGAAAGCUAAACAAUCAUGUUGAAAACAGGGAACAUUUUUUUGAUACUGUAUGUAAGUCUUCGAUUCUCGGGAAAUCUGAAAAACACGAAUAUUAUAGAGAUUUUGAAACAUUGCGUGCAUUGUAAAGUAUAAUAUUUAUUGUAUAAGAUGUUGGUAUGAAAUUCCAUUGUUCCUACCGUUCUUGGAUACCUUCUCUCCAGAUGCCAAUAGCAUCGAUGCUUAUGCAGAACACGAUCACCAUAAUUAUUAUGAACAAUAAUCAUUAACUUUGGUGUCAACCACAAUGGCUACGUUAACUGUAAAUGUAUCAUACUCAAGGAUCAUAUAGAUGUAAAGGUAGCAGAUAAAUAAAAGUUCUUUUUGAACGUUA